UGUAUUAUACUCCUCAGCCCAAGAAAUAAAACGAGUUCCAAUCUCAAAAGUUUACCCCCUACCGUAGUCGCUCAUGACCUUAGUAUUCCUGGUAUCGUUGGCUGUAUCGACGGAACAUUCAUAGAAACAAGAUGUCCUGUUCAUAAAAUGCCUUCAACAUAUGUUAAUCGUCAUCAUCAAAUUUCGCUUACACUACAAGCAAUUUGUGAUGCUCGAAAAAAAUUUAUCGAUUGUUUUACUGGUGUUUCGGGAAAGUGCCAUGAUUCUCGUGUCAGCGAUGAGUAUCACAUUAUAGGUGAUGCUGCGUACCCAAUUUCAAAAAACGUUUUGACACCUUACAGAAAUAAUGAAAAUUUAACUAUUGUGCAACGACGAUUUAAUGAAAAAUUGAAUGCUAACUCGUGUUAA
Messenger RNA from Cotesia congregata, 408 nucleotides. The record is from the annotation of a GenBank genome assembly. NCBI's taxonomy places the organism in Eukaryota, Metazoa, Arthropoda, Insecta, Hymenoptera, Braconidae.